UGCUGGGGGCCGGCGACGGUGCUGGCCACGGCCGCGGGCGACGGGGACCCCACCAAGGAGCUGGAGUGCAAGCUCAAAAGCAUCACCGUAUCGGCACUGCCCUUCCUGCGCGAGAACGACCUGAGCAUCAUGCACAGCCCCUCGGCCUCGGAGCCCAAGCUCCUCUUCUCUGUGCGCAACGACUUCCCGGGAGAAAUGGUCGUGGUGGACGAUCUAGAGAACACCGAGCUGCCCUACUUCGUGCUGGAGAUCUCAGGAAACACAGAGGACAUCCCUCUGGUGCGUUGGAGGCAGCAAUGGCUGGAAAAUGGCACUUUGCUUUUUCACAUCCAUCACCAAGAUGGUGCCCCAAGUCUCCCUGGACAAGACCCAACCGAAGAACCCCAGCAUGAGUCAGCAGAAGAGGAGCUGAGGAUACUCCACAUCUCUGUCAUGGGAGGCAUGAUCGCUCUGCUGCUGUCCAUCCUGUGCUUGGUGAUGAUCUUGUACACUCGCCGGCGCUGGUGCAAACGCCGCCGUGUGCCUCAGCCCCAGAAGAGUGCCAGUGCCGAGGCAGCCAAUGAGAUUCACUACAUUCCAUCCGUGCUGAUCGGCGGGCAUGGGCGUGAGAGUCUGCGCAACGCCCGUGUGCAGGGCCACAACUCCAGUGGCACCCUGAGCAUCCGGGAAACACCCAUCCUGGAUGGCUAUGAGUAUGACAUCACUGACCUACGCCACCACCUGCAAAGGGAGUGCAUGAAUGGAGGGGAGGACUUUGCCAGUCAGGUCACUCGCACCCUCGACUCCCUGCAGGGCUGCAACGAGAAGACUGGGAUGGACCUCACUCCAGGAAGUGACAAUGCCAAGCUCUCGCUGAUGAACAAGUAUAAAGAUAACAUCAUUGCCACCAGCCCUGUGGACUCCAACCACCAGCAGGCCACGCUGCUCUCUCACACCUCCAGUAGCCAGAGAAAGCGCAUCAACAACAAAGCAAGAGCUGGUUCGGCCUUCCUGAAUCCUGAAGGGGACUCUGGCACAGAAGCAGAAAAUGACCCCCAGCUGACCUUUUACACCGAUCCCUCACGGAGCCGGAGGCGCAGUCGAGUGGGUUCUCCCCGAAGUCCUGUAAACAAGACCACCUUGACCCUGAUCAGCAUCACCAGCUGUGUGCUUGGCCUCGUCUGCUCUUCCCACGUCAGCUGCCCUCUCGUGGUCAAAAUCACCCUGCAUGUACCAGAGCACCUGAUUGCAGAUGGGAGUCGCUUCAUCUUGCUGGAGGGGAGCCAACUUGAUGCCAGUGACUGGCUGAACCCUGCCCAGGUGGUUCUCUUCUCUCAGCAGAACUCCAGCGGGCCCUGGGCCAUGGACCUCUGUGCCCGGCGGCUCCUAGACCCUUGUGAACACCAAUGUGACCCCGAAACUGGUAGGCGGGAGCAUCGGGCAGCGGGAGAAUGCCUCUGCUAUGAAGGUUACAUGAAGGAUCCAGUACACAAACACCUGUGCAUUCGGAAUGAAUGGGGGACGAACCAAGGGCCUUGGCCUUACACGAUAUUUCAGCGAGGCUUUGACCUGGUUUUGGGAGAGCAGCCCUCUGAUAAAAUAUUCAGGUUCACCUACACCCUUGGCGAGGGCAUGUGGUUGCCCCUCAGCAAGAGCUUUGUGAUUCCACCCGCUGAACUGGCCAUCAAUCCAUCUGCAAAGUGUAAGACGGACAUGACAGUGAUGGAGGAUGCUGUGGAGGUCAGGGAGGAGCUGAUGACUUCAUCCUCCUUCGACAGCCUGGAGGUCCUCUUAGACUCUUUUGGGCCAGUGCGUGAUUGCAGCAAGGACAAUGGUGGCUGCAGUAAGAAUUUCCGCUGCAUUUCAGAUCGCAAGUUGGACUCCACUGGUUGUGUGUGUCCAUCCGGCCUCAGCCCAAUGAAAGACAGCUCUGGCUGCUAUGACCGCCACAUCGGGGUGGACUGCUCUGACGGCUUCAACGGCGGCUGUGAGCAGCUGUGUCUCCAGCAGAUGGCGCCCUUCCCGGACGACCCUGCCUUGUACAACAUCCUCAUGUUCUGCGGAUGCAUUGAAGACUACAAGCUUGGUGUGGAUGGACGCUCUUGCCAACUCAUCACAGAGACCUGUCCAGAGGGAAGUGACUGUGGGGAAAGCAGGGAGCUGCCCAUGAACCAGACCCUCUUUGGGGAGAUGUUCUUUGGUUAUAACAACCAAUCCAAGGAAGUGGCUGCUGGACAGGUGCUGAAAGGGACAUUCAGGCAAAACAACUUCGCUCGUGGCUUAGACCAACAGUUGCCAGAUGGUCUGGUGGUGGCCACUGUUCCCCUGGAGAAUCAGUGCCUAGAGGAAAUCUCGGAGCCCACCCCUGACCCUGACUUCCUGACUGGGAUGGUGAACUUCAGUGAGGUGUCUGGGUACCCCGUGCUGCAGCACUGGAAGGUGCGAUCUGUUAUGUACCACAUCAAACUCAACCAAGUGGCCGUCUCUCAGGCCCUCAGCAAUGCCCUCCACUCCCUGGAUGGGGCUACAUCUCGUGCAGAUUUUGUGGCCUUGUUGGACCAGUUUGGCAACCAUUACAUUCAGGAAGCGAUUUAUGGCUUUGAGGAGUCCUGUUCUAUCUGGUACCCAAAUAAGCAGGUCCAGCGGCGACUCUGGCUGGAAUACGAGGACAUCAGCAAAGGCAACUCCCCAUCCGAUGAGUCAGAGGAGCGGGAAAGAGACCCCAAGGUGUUGACGUUCCCAGAGUACAUCGCCAGCCUGUCAGACUCUGGCACCAAGCGCAUGGCGGCUGGAGUCCGCAUGGAGUGCCAGAGCAAGGGACGAUGCCCCUCUUCCUGCCCUUUGUGUCAUGUGACAUCCAGCCCUGAGACCCCUGCUGAGCCGGUUCUGCUGGAGGUGACCAGAGCAGCUCCCAUCUAUGAACUGGUAGCCAACAACCAGACCCAAAGGCUCUUACAAGAGGCCACCAUGAGCUCUCUCUGGUGCUCAGGGACUGGAGAUGUCAUUGAAGACUGGUGUCGAUGUGAUUCCACUGCUUUUGGAGCUGAUGGACUCCCUACCUGCGCACCUCUCCCACAGCCUAUACUGAGACUCUCCAUGGUUCAUGAACCCAGCAGCACCCUCCUAGUUCUGGAAUGGGAGCACUCAGAGCCACCCAUUGGGGUACAAGUUGUAGAUUACCUCAUCCGUCAAGAGAAAGUCACAGACAGGAUGGACCACUCCAAAGUAGAGACAGAAACGGUGCUGAGCUUUGUGGACGAUAUCAUCUCUGGAGCCAAGUCUCCUUGUGCUAUGCCAUCUCAGGUGCCAGACAAGCAGCUCACCACCAUCUCACUCAUUAUUCGAUGCCUGGAACCUGACACCAUUUACAUGUUUACCCUGUGGGGCGUGGACAACACAGGACGACGCUCCAGGCCGAGUGACGUAAUCGUGAAGACCCCUUGCCCCGUGGUGGAUGAUGUCAAAGCCCAAGAAAUAGCAGACAAGAUCUACAAUCUCUUCAAUGGCUAUACCAGUGGGAAGGAGCAACAGACAGCCUACAACACCCUUCUGGAUCUGGGUUCCCCCACCUUACAUCGAGUCCUCUACCACUAUAACCAACACUAUGAGAGUUUCGGAGAAUUCACCUGGCGGUGUGAGGAUGAGUUAGGCCCGAGAAAAGCAGGCCUCAUCCUUUCCCAGCUUGGGGAUCUGAGUAGCUGGUGCAAUGGCCUCCUUCAGGAACCGAAGAUAAGCUUGCGGCGCAGCUCACUAAAGUACCUGGCCUGUCGCUACAGCGAGAUCAAGCCCUACGGACUGGACUGGUCAGAGCUCAGCCGGGAUCUCAGGAAGACGUGUGAGGAGCAGACGCUGAGUGUCCCCUACAACGACUAUGGGGAUGGCAAGGACAUCUAGCACCAUAAUGCUGCAGAAUUGCUGCCAAGAUGAAGCAAGAGAGAGGAAGGGGACAUCUGGGUUGGUCUGUGAAUUUGGAUUUUUAGUAUUUUUUUAAUGGAACAUUGAAACCUCCUCAGUGACACCUAAGCCAGGAAGAAAGUGAUCCUUGCUGCCUGUAGAACUUCUUCCAUAUGGUGAUCCCCACUUGUGUGAUCAGUAGACCUGUCAGCCAGUAGCCAUUUUCCCUUAGAGGGUUGCAUUAAGUGAUGUUUUGCUGUUAAUUUGUUUCUUCCCUUUUUUCCCCCCUAAGAGUUCAUCAUGCUCUGAGCUCUGUCCUGCUUCCCAUGAAAGUCUAUCAGGUUGAGGCACCCCUGCUCCCUGAGCUCCCAAGUCCAUGGCCAAUGGGGGCAGAGGUGAGAUCAGAUGGCUGUCAGACCUGCCUCCAGCCCCAUCCUCAGGUGUUCAUUGGCAGCAUCUCACUCUGGGAUCCUCAGCCCUGCCCACAGAGAAAGGCAAUGAGGACACUGGGAAGGUGGUCCCUUUUGUGCCCUAUGGUUUUUCUCCCAGACCUUCUCCUGGGCUAUUUCCACACCCCAAAGGCAAACCCAGCUUCCUUUACAGGCUGCAGUGAGCCUCCUGGGUCUUUGGGUCCACCCCUAUUUUAAGCCAGGACUGGAAUUAAAUCUUCCUCUGACAGAUCCCUGCUUUGCCUGAACAACGUGGCCUUUGAGAGGUGACAAAAUGCCACCUUUCAAAGCAUCUUCAGAGAUUUCUAUGUAGGAGGCUAGAUAGGCCUAUAUAGUCUAGGAAAAAAGUGGAGUCUAUUGUUAGAACACACCUAUGCUUCUUAGAUGAACUUCUCUUGACUGCCAGUGGAUCCACAUGCCUGGAUCCUCUUUAGCCUCUGCCUCUCACCCUGGACAGAUAAGACCAGAUGUCUGAUCUGGUUCAGAAGGGGUCAGUACAUAUGUCAGUGUUUCAGUGAACUGAAGCUAUUAUUGAUCACAAAACACUUGUAUCCGUUCCCCUCGGCUAAAUGUGCAUGUUAUUGUCGUUCACUUCUGGGAUGACCCUGAGCAACAUGGCUCUACCAUGGUCACUGCCUACCUACCUUCUGGAAGCAGCCAAGAGUCUGUGUAGGCAAAUGCACUGACCACAGUGAAGGGCUGGGCAUUGUUUCACCCUGAAAAGUGUUGGCCUGGGCACAAGUGAUGGUCUAGCCAACAAAGGCCUCCUGUCAGAAAGAACCUGGCAGGGCCACAUGGACAAUGAUGGCCUUAGCUGCCCACACACUGAAGAACCCUGAAUACGUAUUGUCAGAUGCCCUGCCUUUAACCAUGACCCCCUAUUUGGAAAUAAACAAGGCCGAAAAGGAAGUACAGAUCCUAUAAGGCCAGUUGUUGAGCUAUAAUUCUAAUGAGUAAAACACUGACAAAUAACAUUUACCAAGCACCUGCUGUAUGCCAGGCACUGCUCUCAGCAUUUAGCAUGUCACUGAAUUCUCACAAGCACCUCCGAGGUAAGUGCAGUUCUUGUUUCCAUUUAUGUGGAAACCCAGG
This is a messenger RNA of Tupaia belangeri chinensis (Chinese tree shrew), 5414 nucleotides long. RefSeq names its product astrotactin 1 (gene ASTN1). Gene Ontology annotation, cellular component: membrane; endosome. The transcript has 23 exons. NCBI's taxonomy places the organism in Eukaryota, Metazoa, Chordata, Mammalia, Scandentia, Tupaiidae. Gene Ontology annotation, biological process: neuron cell-cell adhesion; neuron migration. Gene Ontology annotation, molecular function: protein binding. The annotation marks the transcript as partial. The record is from RefSeq and is a predicted model, not a curated record.